Anopheles marshallii is the source of this 861-nucleotide messenger RNA. RefSeq lists its product as uncharacterized. Gene Ontology annotation, molecular function: chitin binding. The transcript has a single exon. Lineage: Eukaryota; Metazoa; Arthropoda; Insecta; Diptera; Culicidae. The coding region runs from base 1 to 861 and encodes 286 amino acids. The record is from RefSeq and is a predicted model, not a curated record. Gene Ontology annotation, cellular component: extracellular region.
AUGAAGACUUUUUUGGUAUUUCUCACCGUUGGAGCGUUGGUGGGUGCCGUGUUGGCAGUCAGUGAACAUGCGAACAGUGAGGUAUCGCUCCGUCGUCCAGGUGGAGGUAAUCGGCCAGGCGGCGGAGGUGGUGGUGGUAGUGGAGAAGGCAACAGACCCCAACCAGCUCCAACUUCAACUACAACUCCAGACAGCGGUGAGAGCGUUGAAUCCAACGAAGAUGCUAACGUAAAUGUUUGCGACGGUUUGCUGAUUGGCAUAUUGGAGCAUCCGAGCAGUUGCUUCAAGUACAUCAGCUGCUACAAGGAAGUUGCCACCGAGGAAACAUGUCCCCCGGACACAAUCUUCGAUUCGGACGAGAUCACCUGUGUGCCGGGAAAUCAGCGUACGUGUCGGAAGGAGGGCGAAGAGGUACCCCUGCCAGGGGACAUGUGCCGUGGCAUUGUGCUUGGUACGAUGGUACAUCCGGAGGACUGCAAUAAGUACGUCAGUUGCCUGUUGGGACGAGCCCGUGAGCGUUCCUGCCGCCGUGGGUUCGUGUUUUCCGAGCGUCUGUUUGUGUGUCUCCCAGGGGAUCUGAACUCCUGCACCGUCACACUGUUACCGACUACGACCACCGUUGCGCCGGAAGAAGUUCGCCCACUACCCAGUGACAUCUGCCGUACGAACAAUGUGGCGUUUGGUGUGCUGCCCCACCCGCAGUUCUGCACUCGGUACGUUACCUGCACGCUGUGGAUAGCUGGGGAACGAGAGUGUGGCCGGUUCCAAGUGUUCAGUGAGCGAUUUUCCAUGUGCAUGAUCGGCGAUGUGAAUCGCUGUCGGCCAAUUCUUGGACGAGACGCUGAGUUGGAGGUAGUUUAG